This is a messenger RNA of Trifolium pratense (red clover), 2682 nucleotides long. Its product is annotated as calcium-dependent protein kinase 26-like. Gene Ontology annotation, molecular function: calcium/calmodulin-dependent protein kinase activity; calcium ion binding; ATP binding. Gene Ontology annotation, biological process: intracellular signal transduction; peptidyl-serine phosphorylation; protein autophosphorylation. The transcript has 9 exons. Gene Ontology annotation, cellular component: nucleus; cytoplasm. Lineage: Eukaryota; Viridiplantae; Streptophyta; Magnoliopsida; Fabales; Fabaceae. The coding region runs from base 478 to 2241 and encodes 587 amino acids. The record is from RefSeq and is a predicted model, not a curated record.
AACAGAAAAAACGGUAUAACUUUCUGUAUCUGUCUCUUUCUCUUCCUUUUAACAACCUUAAUUUCUGUCACAUUAAUGUUUCAAUUUCCUCUAAAGUUUCCAUCUUUAUUACAAUCAUCAAAAUCAAUUACGCUUUUUUCUCCUUAAUUUGUUUCAAUCAUCAAAAUCAAACACGUUUUGGGGUUCAUUGAAAUUGGCACAAUAUUGGGUUUUUCCCAUAAAUUUCAACAUUCCACAAAUCUCCAAAAUCUUUGAUCUUUGAUACCCCUCUUUUAUAUAUAGCACACUUGUUUGUUCAUAUUGCACACUAGGUGUUUGUGCAUUGUUCAAUUGCGUUGCACCAUCAAGCUAAUAAGACUCUGAUACGGACACCUGGCACAACACAAACUCUGACACGGUCACCUGACAGGAGAACUCUGACACGAACACCCGACAUGAUAUAGUAUGAUGAUUGUGAUAGUGUGUAAUUAGUGUUAGAUGGGAAACCACUGUGUUGGAAGGAGAAGAACCUCACGUUCAAUAGAUGAACCAUCACACUCAAAACUUCCAACUCUAUCUUGCUGGUCACGUGUAACCAAGAAAGAUCAUUUACACAAAACCAAUCCAACAAAUGCUACAGAAAUUGUUCAAAACCGGCCCCCGGAGGUAGUGAAAAUUGAAACGGACGAUGUAAAACCACCAAAACCACAACAAAAAUCACAAACGAGUCAAGUUUCUGUUGCUGUUUCUUCUACACAUUCAAAGCAUAAGAGACCUCACAAUGUGAAGAGAGUAGUGAGUGCAGGGCUAAAAACAGAUUCAGUUUUACAGCGAAAAACGGUUAAUCUUAGAGAGUUUUAUAAUUUGGGACCAAAGCUUGGACAAGGGCAAUUUGGAACUACGUUUCUUUGCGUAGAGAAAGCUACUGGAAAAGAGUAUGCAUGUAAAUCAAUCAUGAAGAGGAAAUUGUUGACAGAAGAGGAUGUUGAAGAUGUGAGGAGGGAGAUUCAGAUUAUGCAUCACUUGGCUGGGUGUCCGAAUUUGAUUUCAAUUAAGGAAGCUUCCGAGGAUGCUGUUGCUGUUCAUGUUGUUAUGGAGUUGUGUUCCGGUGGUGAACUUUUUGAUAGGAUUGUGGAAAGAGGGCAUUAUACAGAAAGAAAAGCAGCUAAACUUGCAAGGACUAUUGUUGGUGUAAUUCAGUCAUGUCAUGCUCUUGGUGUAAUGCAUCGCGAUCUUAAGCCGGAGAAUUUUCUUUUUGUUAAUCAACAGGAAGAUUCUCCUCUUAAGGCUAUAGAUUUUGGACUAUCUGCUUUUUUUAAACCAGGUGACAUUUUCAAUGAUGUAGUAGGAAGUCCUUACUAUGUUGCACCGGAAGUUUUACGCAAGCGAUAUGGCCCGGAAGCAGAUGUGUGGAGUGCCGGUGUCAUCUUGUACAUUCUCUUAUGUGGGGUGCCUCCAUUUUGGGGUGAAUCGGAGCAAGAGAUAUUUGAGGCCAUUUUGAAUAGUGAACUUGAUUUCUCAUCAGAUCCAUGGCCUAGUGUCUCCGACAGUGCAAAAGACUUGGUUAUGAGGAUGCUUGUCAGAGACCCUAGUAAACGGUUAUCAGCUUUUGACGUUCUUCGCCAUCCCUGGAUGGUGGACGGAGCAGCUCCUGACAAGCCUCUUGAUUCUGCAGUUUUAAGCCGCAUGAAGCAGUUUACUGCAAUGAACAAGCUCAAGAAAAUGGCUCUUAGAGUUAUUGCAGAGAAUCUCUCUGAAGACGAAAUUGCUGGAUUGAAAGAAAUGUUUAAGAUGAUCGACACUGACAAUAGUGGUCAGAUUUCUUUUGAAGAACUCAAGAUCGGACUGAAAAAAUUUGGUGCCAAUCUCAAUGAAUCUGAAAUUUAUGAUCUAAUGCAAGCUGCAGAUGUUGAUAACAGUGGUACAAUUGACUAUGGAGAAUUCAUAGCUGCAACAUUGCAUCUAAACAAAGUUGAGAGGGAAGAUCAUUUAGUUGCAGCUUUCUCAUAUUUUGAUAAAGAUGGAAGUGGAUUUAUCACUAAAGAUGAGCUUCAAAAAGCUUGUGAAGAAUUUGGCCUAGGGAAUGUCCCCUUGGAGGAAAUGAUCCGAGAUGCUGAUCAAAAUAAUGAUGGACGAAUAGACUACAAUGAAUUUGUGGCUAUGAUGCAGAGAGGGAAUGCAGAAAGGAGGGGUCGAAAGGGUAGCAGUACUAGUUUUAGAAUUGGAUUUAGGGAGGCAUUACCAAACUGCAACUAUAAAUAGCAAGGUUUAAUGCACUAGAAGAGCAAGAGUUGAACCACAAAAUCGUCCAACACUUGUCUUUAUCAUACAAGCCAUCGAGCUCUUCUUUCAAACACUCACUCCAGCUCUCUUCAUUUAAUACUUGGAUCAAAGAGUGUAUUGAGUGUUAUUUAGAUAAGCUUCUCAACUAGUUUAAGUUUUUUUUAAGAAUUGCUCAAGUCAUUAUGUAACUAGCAAUCGAGUGUGCGUUGUAAAGUCAGGAUUGACUGAGAUGAUUAAGUCAUUAGGGCUUGAAGAUUUUGAUCUUGGCUUAGAUCAAAGAAUUGUAAUUGAGAUCGGUAGUAUCUCAAGAUCAUAUUGGACAAACUCACAAAGUGUGAAGAUUGAACGAUACAUUGUCUUUUUGUGCGUUGUCUCUGAUCUCUUACCUUAUACUUUUAUUUUAUGCAAGGUUUAAUGCAC